UCCACCCCCCCCCCCCCUAGACGACAUGACAAACCACAGGUCUCACAGGAACUUACACAAAGAAAGACUUUACUUCAGAGAGGAAUAUCCCCUAGCCAGACAGAGUUGGCUAUAAAUUAUCGUUCAGUUUGGUCUCCUAAACAAAGCUCUUAUCUCGUCCUUGGUACAAAAUGGUACCAAGACAUUACCCCACCCUAUGAUAUAUAUCAAAUUGUCAUUUAGAUACAACCAAUUCUAAAUACAACCAAUCCUGGACAAGCUCACGGAGAGGAGAGUGAGGCUAUAGGUCAAGAUAGGAACAACAAAAGAGGGAGCAUAGAAUGAUUCCAGACACUGCCAUCCUCCUCUCCCCGAUGGGAAAAGUAGGGAGUGACUGGCACACAGACACAGUGGAGCAAAAGAUAUGUUUACACAUGAUGACACCUUGACCUCUCCCUUCUCUGCGGCCCAAGCAACUUAGUCCUGACAGAGAACAGAUAACUGCCAAUGGCCACCACUAUAGUACAACAAAAUACAUUCUUAUGAGAAAUAACUCAUAAGCAUAUCAUGAAAAUAAAGCAUCUUAUCUAUGUUACCCAACUAAUUCUGAUUAAUCCCCAACAUGACCGCUCUAAUAAUGAAGGGUGUGACCUGUACAACUGAGAAGAUGACUCAUUCCUGUUUUAGAUAAUAGCCUAUUCUGUAUGAACUGGAGAUUCAGCUUUUUAAUAAUAAUAAAACAAUAUGAAUUGAUUAGAUAAGUAAAUAAUAAAUACAUAAUGUAAUAAACCAUGUCAAGUAUUAUGAUUGUGUUUACCCAUGACAUGUUCUUCUGGACGAUACAGUAAGGUGUGUUGCGACACUGCAGGUACAGACAAUAUACAGUAUACAUUUCACACUUUCACAAUGCAAUAUAGGAAAUAAUAUGGUUGACAAUAUUAGGAUAAAGUAAGAUGUGUCCACCACACAUGAGUUAUUAAGUACCCAUAAUAAACGUUGGUUCCAAGAUAAGGUGUUACAUCUGAGUGUUCACAAACUGUUCAUUUUUCACAUGGAGUAGUCAACAGUACUCCAUGCACACUUAGUAGAUAUCUGUUGUCGUGUCUCUGGCUAUGGAUUAAAUGCUAUUUUAUCAAAUCAAUUCUCUGUAAUUAUUAUUACCUGAUUAAACUAAUCAUGUCAAUUUAAUUAACUAGGAAGUCGGGGGAACACAGAAUAAUACCAAAAUAAUCACACAGAAUUACAUAUACACAGGAUGGAUUAUACAUUGAUUACUAAUCAUGUCAUAAAAGAAAACGUCCCUAGCGGAAGAAACCGAUAUGAGGGCUGGUUACACAAAGAAAGGUUGUUAGGGUUGGAAUGAAAGAGCGGGAAGACUGGGGAACAAAAUGACUGGGUCUCUAUUGCACCUUGUGAAGCUAUGCUAUCGUAAAUACAGAAUCUUAUGCAUCCUAAUAACCGCCCAUUCGGAAAAGUAAAAUGUUAGACGAAAUAUUUACACUGAGCUGCGCUUCGAUAGAUGGGUCGAAGAUGGAAGGCUGGUUUGCCCAGUAGAGAUCGCCCUUGUCCUUUGAAGAAUAUUUCUGUUCGUAGUACCCUGUCGUCGUGUGGUAGAGCAGAUACGUUGUAUUACCCUGUUGUUCUGAAGAGAUUGUCUCCUUUCCUAGGACACGAACGUUUACAGCUGCAGCUGAUAACUUGACUUCUAGGAUGUAUAACUUCUUCUUUAGUGAAUAAGAGUUCAAAGUUCAUUCCAUUUUGUCAUAAUCAGCUUGCCAUGAUCUACACCCGGGUGGUGGUAAUGUCACAACCAUACUCUCCCUGCUCUCUGAUCAGAAGAAUGAGAGAUGUGGCAAAAAGCUAGAGGAGAUAAUUGCCAUGUAUCCAGAGAACCCCCAAAGGAUUGACCUUGACCAAACAGAACUGAUCAACUUCAUUUUCUCUCAAAUAGCUCUUGCUUGUGUUUUACCUGGUUCUUCAAAGCUGGUUGCGCUUACGAAGCUUCAAGAUCUGAGCAUGAGAUUUUACAGGGAAGGCAGCAGGUCAGCAAGUGCCUUCUUUUUGCUUUCAAUCUUAUUCUGGCCAGAGGAUCCAAAUGACAACCGUUGGAAGGAAGCUAGCUCUGCAAAAAAUGAAAAAGUCUUAAUCUCAGCAAUUGAUGACCUUCAAAGACUAUGUAUGCUCAAAACAAAACCACGGAAAGGGAGAAUAGUGACUCACUACAGGGAGGAGGUGAGGGCCCUCGGAGUGUGGUGUCAGGAAAAUAACCUCACACUCAACGUCAACAAAACUAAGGAGAUGAUUGUGGACUUCAGGAAACAGCAGAGGGAACACCCCCCUAUCCACAUCGAUGGAACAGUAGUGGAGAGAGUAGCAAGUUUUAAGUUCCUCGGCAUACACAUCACAGACAACCUGAAUUGGUCCACUCACACAGACAGCAUCGUGAAGAAGGCGCAGCAGCGCCUCUUCAACCUCAGGAGGCUGAAGAAAUUCGGCUUGUCACCAAAAGCACUCACAAACUUCUACAGAGGCACAAUCGAGAGCAUCCUGGCGGGCUGUAUCACCGCCUGGUACGGCAACUGCUCCGCCCUCAACCGUAAGGCUCUCCAGAGGGUAGUGAGGUCUGCACAAGGCAUCAUCGGGGGCAAACUACCUGCCCUCCAGGACACCUACACCACCCGAUGUUACAGGAAGGCCAUAAAGAUCAUCAAGGACAUCUACCACCCGAGCCACUGCCUGUUCACCCCGCUAUCAUCCAGAAGGCGAGGUCAGUACAGGUGCAUCAAAGCUGGGACCGAGAGACUGAAAAACAGCUUCUAUCUCAAGGCCAUCAGACUGUUAAACAGCCACCACUAACAUUGAGUGGCUGCUGCCUACACACUGACACUGACUCAACUCCAGCCACUUUAAUAAUGGGAACUGAUGGGAAAUGUUGUAAAUAUAUCACUAGCCACUUUAAACAAUGCUACCUUAUAUAAUGUUACUUACCCUACAUUAUUCAUCUCAUAUGCAUACCUAUAUACUGUACUCUAUAUCAUCGACUGCAUCCUUAUGUAAUACAUGUAUCACUAGCCACUUUAACUAUGCCACUUUGUUUACAUAUUCAUCUCACAUGUAUAUACUGUACUCGAUACCAUCUACUGUAUCUUGCCUAUGCUGCUCUGUACCAUCACUCACUCAUAUAUCCUUAUGUACAUAUUCUUUAUCCCCUUACACUAUGUAUAAGACAGUAGAUUAGGAAUUGUUAGUUAGAUUACUUGUUGGUUAUUACUGCAUUGUCGGAACUAGAAGCACAAGCAUUUCGCUACACUCGCAUUAACAUCUGCUAACCAUGUGUAUGUGACAAAUAACAUUUGAUUUGAUUUUGGAAAGGCAAGGGGUCUGUACAAGAUUGUUCAUCGAAGUGCAAUCGAAAAGCACAUAAAGGGAACUCUCACAGAGAGAAGGCUCAA
This is a messenger RNA of Oncorhynchus masou masou (cherry salmon), 3431 nucleotides long. RefSeq lists its product as uncharacterized. Lineage: Eukaryota; Metazoa; Chordata; Actinopteri; Salmoniformes; Salmonidae. The coding region runs from base 1858 to 2835 and encodes 325 amino acids. The record is from RefSeq and is a predicted model, not a curated record. Gene Ontology annotation, molecular function: methyltransferase activity; 2-oxoglutarate-dependent dioxygenase activity. The transcript has a single exon.